Sander lucioperca (pikeperch) is the source of this 1764-nucleotide messenger RNA. RefSeq names its product vertebrate ancient long opsin a (gene valopa). Bases 508 to 1671 code for a protein of 387 amino acids. The transcript has 5 exons. Gene Ontology annotation, cellular component: membrane; photoreceptor outer segment. Gene Ontology annotation, molecular function: G protein-coupled receptor activity. The record is from RefSeq and is a predicted model, not a curated record. Gene Ontology annotation, biological process: visual perception; G protein-coupled receptor signaling pathway. NCBI's taxonomy places the organism in Eukaryota, Metazoa, Chordata, Actinopteri, Perciformes, Percidae.
AGCGCGCAAACCAAAGAAGCGCACAUGAAGAGGGCGCGUGGCGUCCUGACGCCUCUCCUGAAGGGCAGCAGAGCAGUGAUGCCGGAGCCGUCUAUAUAAGAGCUUCCAGGAUGCCAAAUAUCGGUCAUUCACGCGUUUGCUGCUAGCGCUUUCCAAGACAUUGCCUGUGCCCGCACCGUGCAUCGUGCGCACCGCCAAUACUCCGCUCUCACGCGUAGCUCUACACACGCUUUCCAACAGCUCAACUCAACAUUUCUCGCGGAUUUAUUUACCUUCCCACCGUGCUGCAAUAUGCACAUCAGCCAAUAAGGAUUUCAACACAAAAACUUUGUGAAAGAAGAGUCCCAGGACGCACAGGAUGCUCCGCAGCGCAGUCAGCGAGUUGAACGCAGACUAGUGAGCGCGCGCUGUUCAGGAGGGACUCCACGUGAAGUUGGGAGUGUGAGAAACAGAACAGAAACAGGAUUUUUCCCUCGGUUAGUGUGGCCUACACGCUGGGUUUAGACAAUGGAUACUUUAAGUCUGUCAGUGAACGCUGUGUCCUACACUGCAGCGGCUGAACUCUUCCCUCCUGAUGACCCGUUUAAAGGACCCAUCAAGAGCAUCGCGCCGUGGAACUUCACUUUCCUGGCUGUGUUCAUGUUCUUCGUCACCUCCGUGUCUCUGAGCGAAAACUUCCUCGUCAUGUUUGUCACUUUCAAGUACAAACAACUCCGACAGCCCCUGAACUAUAUUAUAGUUAAUUUGGCAAUCGCUGAUUUUUUGGUCUCCCUCACAGGUGGAGUAAUAAGUUUCCUGACAAACUCCAGGGGUUAUUUCUUUCUUGGGAGGUGGGCUUGCGUCUUGGAGGGAUUUGCUGUCACUUUUUUCGGGAUUGUGGCCAUGUGGUCCCUCUCUGUUCUGUCCUUCGAACGAUUCUUCGUGGUCUGCCGGCCUUUGGGAAACAUCCGACUGCAAACGAAGCAUGCGGUCCUGGGUCUGGUGUUCGUCUGGACCUUCUCCUUCAUCUGCACCAUCCCUCCAGUGCUGGGCUGGAACAGUUACACUACAAGCAAGAUCGGAACCACCUGUGAGCCUAACUGGUAUUCAACCAGCACGCUCGAUCACAGCUACAUCAUCGUUUUCUUCAUCACCUGUUUCAUUCUGCCUCUUGGAGUAAUAUUUUUCUGCUAUGGAAAGCUCCUGCAGAAGCUCAGGAAGGUAUCUCAUAGUCGUCUGGCUGGCGCCAAGAAGCCGGAGAGGCAGGUGACCCGUAUGGUGGUUGUGAUGAUUGUGGCCUACAUGGUGGGAUGGACGCCGUACGCAGCCUUCUCCAUACUGGUCACAAUUCAUCCAACCAUCGAACUUGACCCCGGGCUGGCUUCCAUCCCAGCCUUCUUUUCCAAGACUGCUGCUGUCUACAACCCAGUCAUCUAUGUCUUCAUGAAUAAACAGUUCAGGAAGUGCCUAAUCCAGCUCUUCGGCGGCAAGGUGACCAUCCCAGACAGCAACCUGAACCAGACCUCAGAGCGACCUGGAAUUACUCAAGAGAGUCAAACAGGAGAAAUGUCAGCCAUUGCGACCCGCAUACGCGUGAGUGGCUCUAUGUCACCCAGGUCUGAUGGUUCUCCAACUGAAUGUGGCUCGUUUGUCCACCUGCCCAUCCCAGAAAACAAAGUGUGUCCAAUGUAACGGUAAACUAAUCCCAAUAGGUGUUCUCUCACUAUUCUCUGACACCCAUAGUCCAUAAUAACCUUCUAUAAUCUAGAUGUAGUGUUACAGUUU